Messenger RNA from Penicillium robsamsonii, 1164 nucleotides. RefSeq lists its product as uncharacterized. The transcript is spliced from 2 exons. NCBI's taxonomy places the organism in Eukaryota, Fungi, Ascomycota, Eurotiomycetes, Eurotiales, Aspergillaceae. The record is from RefSeq and is a predicted model, not a curated record. Bases 1 to 1164 code for a protein of 387 amino acids.
AUGCGGUCUUUAUCCGUCCUGCCGGUGCUCUCGACACUUGCCCUACUUCUCAACUACUCGCUCCACACAGCUGCAACCCCGCUCGCAUUGCCAGCAAACGUCACCGAAGAGCACAGACUUGAGAAACGCUGUGCGAACCCUUGCGGCUACAACGACUGGCUUUGCUGCGAGACCGGUCAGACGUGCAGUACCAACAGUGCCAAAGAGGCCGUCUGUUCAGAUGGUAGUGGCAGUGACAGCAGUGGAGACUGGGAAUAUUACACAACCACCUACGUGCUCACCAACACCGACGUAUCAACUAUUACCUCUGUUUGGAGCAGCCAGAUUGCCGCAGCUACAGGCACGGGCAGCUGCAGAUUCGACCUCGGCGAGACAAAGUGUGGCUCGACUUGUUGCGAUGCUACCCAAGAAUGCGCCUUGAAUGCCGCUGGUGACGCGGGCCAAUGUGUUGCUGAGAGCUCUUCAUUUGUUGCGACUGCGACAGGAACAGAAUCAGGAUCAGAAGCCACGCCGGGCGUGCGAGUGACGAGCAAUGGGGCAAGCACCGUAACAGCAACCUCAACUCCAACCACCACGGAGGGAUUCACAGCGCCGGUCGGAACGGACGGGGCAGAUUUGAUCGGCGUCAAAGCCACAAGCAGCAGCGGACUCAGUGGUGGCGCCAUCGCAGGAAUCGUCAUCGGCAGUAUCGUCGGUGUAUUCUUAUUGCUACUCCUCUGCGCCUGCAUCUGCUUCAAGGGUAUCUUGGAAGGCCUGCUUGCAGCACUCGGCAUUGGCAAGAAGCGCCGUAGACAGGAUACAACCUAUAUUGAAGAGCGCCAUUCUCACCAUUCGCAUGGCAGUCGGCCCCCUCCUCCUCCAGGCCGAACUUGGUUCGGCACCAAACCAGCCGCGGGAGGCAGCGAGGUUAGCGAGAAGAAAGAGUCCAAAUGGGGCUUCGGUACAAUUGCUAUUAUCAUCGGUGCUCUUGCUCUGUGUUUGGGAUUGAAGAGGAAGAGAGAUAGAGAGCACGAUGACGACAAGACCGAGUCCUCCUACCCAAGUUCAUACUACUACUAUUCUGACUAUUACUCGGGCACAGGGACCGAAGUUCUGACAGACGAACUAGAGAUACGCGACGGUCACGACGAUCGCGCACCCGCUCUGACCGUCCAUAAUAUCUGA